GCUUGGAGUAAUGGGCGUGCCGAAAAGUUUUUUGACGUGACGUCACGCUUAAUUUCUUUAUUAAAAAAAAAUAAAAGUGAGUUGCGUUUCAGCAAAAACGAAACUAAUCUCUUUCAGGGUACCAAACGGAGAAGGCAGGCGACGUACGACUCCAUCCAACAUCAUUAUGAGCACCGUGAAAUCCAGCUUGAAUAAAUGGCAGAAUAAGAAGCUCUGCUCAUUGUUAAACUAUGCCAACCUCAGCCUGCUGUUCAAAGCCAGUGUGCAUGGCUACAAUGUCAAUACAUUUCACCAAAAGUGUAAUAUGCAGGGACCAACUGUUAUUGUAGCUUACAAUAAGUCUGGAUAUGUGUUUGGAGCUUUUACUAGCAAGGAUUUUCGUCAAACCAACCAAAAUGUUGUGGAUGAAAAAGCUUUUCUCUUCAGCUUUAAUGACAAAGAAAUGAAAGAAGAUCCUACACGUGUGCUCAGUGGAAAUCCCCAGUUUGCUUUCACUGACACAGGUCCAAACUUUGGUUCUUUAGUGUUUCUUUAUAAUAACACGGCCACCGUCUACAGUAAUCCUGGAGCAUACCAAUUUGAUCCACAGCAAAUGCAUGGGAAUGACUUACAGCUGACAGAAUGUGAGGUGUACAGAGUGGAAGAAUAUGGAGCACUCAUGGAGAAACCAUGGAGAAAUGUGCAGUGGAACUCUGAGAGAAGAAAGGCACUCUUAAGCAUCAUCUAUGGUUGGAAGCCUUCUGUUAGCUCAGUUAAACAGGCUCGGAUCCUACUGGUGGGUCCUGUUGGUGCAGGAAAAUCAAGUUUCUUCAACUCCAUCAACUCUGUAUUCAAGGGUUAUGUGAGCAGCCAGGCCAACACUGGCACUGCUGGCACCAGUUUGACUACUCAGUUCCGUACCUACUACAUAAAGCCAGGCAGCGGUGUCAGCCAUGUUCCCUUCACUCUGUGUGACUCGAUGGGUCUGGAGGAGGGUUUGAACACCGGCCUGGAUGUAGAUGAUUUUGCCAGCAUUUUGAAGGGACACAUUCAAGACAAGUAUCAGUUUAACCCAUCGAUGCCUAUACAGCCUGACUCCCCUCAUUUCCGUAAAUCUCCUGGCUUGAAGGACCAGAUUCACUGUGUGGUGUAUGUGAUUGAUGCCUGCAAAGUCAAGCUCCUCCCAGACAGAAUGAUCGACAAGUUUGCAGUUUUUCGAAGGAAAACCAACCAGCUCAAUAUUCCCCAGCUGGUUCUGCUGACUAAGGUGGAUGAAGCCUGCCCCUUAGUGGAGGAUGAUCUAAAAAAUGUCUACCAGAGCCACUACAUCAACAAAAUGAUGCAGGAGGUUAGUGCUCAGCUUGGAGUCUCUCUGUCUGCUGUGGUCCCAGUGAAAAACUACUGCCAUGAACUGGAAAUAAACUCUCAAACUGACAUACUGCUUCUAAAUGCUGUUGUUCAGAUGCUCAGAGCCACUGAGGGAUAUUUUGAUGAUCUUUACAAUCCUGAUGAGCGGUCUGAGUAGAGCUCAGUCUAUUUUGCCCAUGGCUGACCUAAAGGUUCUGCAUGCAUUUCAGAAUUAGCAAAUCGUAUCUUUCCGUUUGCAUCCAUAUUUACUUGUUUAUAUUGUUUUAGGUCACAAGCUCAUCUCUUUUUAUGUAUUAUAAGGUCUGCUAAUAUUUCUGCUAUUACUUUGAACAUGCAAACUAUUUUUGAUCCAAACCAUGUAACGGGAUAUCAAAUAUUAAAAGCUUUUUUUCUCUGUAUUCAUGAACAGCUGUUGGUUUACAAUUUAAAUAAAGGCCAUUUUGUCA
Carassius auratus (goldfish) is the source of this 1793-nucleotide messenger RNA. Its product is annotated as interferon-induced protein 44-like. The record is from RefSeq and is a predicted model, not a curated record. The transcript has 8 exons. Gene Ontology annotation, biological process: immune response. NCBI's taxonomy places the organism in Eukaryota, Metazoa, Chordata, Actinopteri, Cypriniformes, Cyprinidae. The coding region runs from base 167 to 1504 and encodes 445 amino acids.